This is a messenger RNA of Myzus persicae (green peach aphid), 1611 nucleotides long. RefSeq names its product nucleolysin TIAR (gene Rox8). Gene Ontology annotation, molecular function: mRNA binding. The record is from RefSeq and is a predicted model, not a curated record. Lineage: Eukaryota; Metazoa; Arthropoda; Insecta; Hemiptera; Aphididae. The transcript has 2 exons. The coding region runs from base 313 to 1476 and encodes 387 amino acids.
AACCUUUCAUUAUUUACGUGAACUUUUUCGCUUUACGUAUAUUUUUUCCUGAAAAAAAAAAUGGUGUAUCUCGUUAGGCGUUAGUGAAUCGUGUUUUGAUUAUUAUUAUUUUUUUUUUGUUUUCGUUUGCUUGUUCUCUAAGUAUCAUAAUCGUACUUUAUCCGCCGACAGUCUUACCGGCGUUCGGUGAAUCGCCUACGUUUCAAUUUGGUUUUUCCGAAACGGAUAAAACGAUACGCCCGUCCAUUGUUUGUGCAACCGCUCCGAGACGAGUCGUCUGUUUCGUCAACAAACGCUAAACAGUCUUUUAAAAUGAGUGAUGAGAGCAAUCCUCGUACGCUAUAUGUUGGUAAUUUAGACCCAUCAGUCACCGAAGAGUUGCUAUGUGCAUUGUUCACUAAUAUUGGUCCAGUUAAUGCAUGCAAGGUAAUACGUGAGCCAGGCAGUGAUCCUUAUGCGUUUCUUGAAUUCGACACUCAUUCGGGCGCGGCUACAGCACUAGCCGCAAUGAAUGGUCGACUCUUCUUAGACAAAGAGAUGAAAGUCAAUUGGGCCACAACACCUGGCAAUCAGCCUAAGCUUGACACAAGCAACCAUUAUCAUAUAUUUGUUGGUGAUCUAAGCCCUGAAAUUGAAACACACACUCUAAAAGAGGCAUUUGCGCCAUUCGGGGAGAUUUCCAACUGCCGUAUUGUACGAGACCCUCAGACUUUGAAAUCUAAAGGAUACGCUUUUGUAUCAUUUGUUAAAAAAUCUGAUGCUGAAAAUGCUAUAAAUUCAAUGAAUGGUCAAUGGCUGGGUAGUCGGAGCAUCAGGACAAAUUGGUCAACAAGAAAACCACCUCCACCUAGGGCCCCAAACAAGUACAGUGGUUAUCGAGCAGUGACAUUUGAUGAUGUCUAUAAUCAGUCCAGUCCAACAAACUGUACAGUAUACUGUGGAGGCAUUGUUGAAGGCUUAACUGAAGAGCUAGUUGAACAGGUGUUUUCACGCUUUGGUACAAUUGUUGAAAUUCGAGCUUUCCGAGAUAAAGGAUAUGCGUUUAUUAAAUUUUCAACAAAAGAAGCAGCUACAACCGCCAUUGAGGCUGUACAUAAUACAGAAAUAAACGGUCACCCUGUUAAAUGUUUCUGGGGUAAAGAGUCAGGUGACCCAAACAGUGCAGCUAAUCUAGCUGCGCAGGCUGCAGCUAGUACAGAUACUACUGGUCAAUACUCAUAUAAUAUGGCAUAUAAUCAAGGAAUGAAUUACUGGUACCCAUAUGCUCAAAUGCAAGGCCAAUAUGUGCAGGGUAUGCAAGCCAGCUAUGGUGGUGCUGCUGCAUACAGUCAAUAUACUGGAUAUCCCUAUCAGAUGGCAAAUGCCACUGCUUAUCAAAUGGGUAAUGGAACAGGACAAGCUGCUAAUGGACAACAGAUGUCAACACCAGCCAAUAUGCAAGCUGGAGUUUACUCAAUGCAGUAUCAAAGUCAGUGACAACCGAUAAAAUAGAUUUCUUUAAGUGUUGAAAUCUUAUAAGUUUUCUCAUUUGUGCUCUGUAUAUAAAUCUAAAAAAAUACUAAAAUAUUAGAAAACAGAUGUAUGAAAAUAAAAAUUAUAAAUUUAAUUUAA